AUGCGACAAUGGCUGCAGGUCUUUGCACGGCGAAGAGCUGCCAUAAGCACUCCUUCUGCCUCAGUAUGGCCAUGGCCGUCAUUCCGUAAAAAUGUCGCUUGUCCUUCAAGUUUUCCCCGACGAACCUUUGCAACUACUGUUGUUCGCACUGCAGCGCCAUCGGCUCCGCCCACUGAACUCGAAAGGCGGAUCGCGGCCAUCCCGAUCGAGCGGUAUCGCAAUUUCUGCAUUGUCGCACAUGUCGAUCAUGGCAAAAGCACACUUAGCGACCGACUGCUGGAGUUGACCGGGACGAUUCAACCAGGGUCGAACAAGCAGGUUUUGGAUAAGCUAGAUGUGGAAAGAGAACGCGGAAUCACGGUCAAGGCGCAGACGUGUUCGAUGAUCUACAAUUACAAGGGCGAGGAUUACCUGCUGCAUCUGGUCGACACCCCCGGUCAUGUCGACUUCCGCGCCGAGGUCUCUCGCAGCUAUGCCAGCUGUGGUGGUGCCCUGUUGCUCGUAGAUGCCAGCCAGGGCAUUCAGGCCCAGACUGUCGCCAACUUCUACCUGGCCUUCUCGCAAGGUCUGACUUUGAUUCCUGUCAUCAACAAGGUCGACCUGCCACACGCCGACCCUCCCCGGGCUUUGGAGCAGAUGCACGAUACGUUCGAACUGGACCCCGACAGCGCGGUCUUGGUAUCUGCAAAGACGGGGCUGAAUGUGGAGAGCAUUCUUCCCGCUGUUAUUGAAAAGAUUCCUGCGCCGGUCGGCGACCAUACCAAGCCAUUACGCUUGUUUCUAGUGGACUCAUGGUACUCGGCCUACAAAGGGGUGAUUCUGCUGGUACGACUAUUUGACGGAGAACUUCGGGCCGGCGACCAGAUCGUCUCUUUCGCCACUGGGCUCAAGUACACCGUGGGAGAGGUUGGGAUCAUGUAUCCUGAUCAGACGCCUCAAAAAGUCCUCCGAGCAGGACAGGUAGGAUACGUCUAUUUCAAUCCGGCCAUGAGGAAGAGCAACGAAGCAAAAAUCGGCGACACGUACACCAAAGUGGGGUUUCAGAGACAAGUCCAGCCGUUGCCUGGGUUCGAGGAGCCGAAGCCGAUGGUGUUUGUGGCCGCCUUUCCCGUGGACCAAUCCGACUUUGAACAUCUUGAAGACAGCAUCAACCAAUUGUUACUCAACGACCGUAGCGUGACAGUGCAAAAAGAGUCGUCUCAAGCUCUUGGAGCUGGCUUCCGGCUCGGGUUCUUGGGCACACUGCACUGUUCUGUGUUUGAGGAUCGACUACGACAGGAGCACGGGGCCAGUAUUAUUAUCACCCCACCCACGGUGCCUUUCAAGGUGAUAUACAAGACCGGCAAGGAAGUCGUGGUGACGAAUCCGGCCGAAUUCCCGGACAGCGAGGAGACACGUCGCAACGUGGCCGAACUGCGCGAGCCGUACGUGCUGGCCACCAUGACAUUUCCUGAGGAGUAUCUAGGUAAAGUGAUGGAGCUGUGCGAGGCCAACCGUGGCGAACAAAAGUCGAUGGAGUACUUUACCUCUUCCCAAGUCAUUCUCAAGUACGAGAUGCCCCUGGCGCAACUGGUCGACGACUUUUUCGGAAAACUCAAGUCCUCCACAAAAGGCUAUGCCACGCUCGACUACGAAGAGGCCGACUGGCGAGUGAGCAAUAUUGUUAAGUUGCAGCUGCUGGUCAACAAGGAGCCUGUGGAUGCCAUUUCUCGUGUCCUUCAUCAUUCCCAGGUCCGCCAUGUCGGCAAACAAUGGGUCGAGAAGUUCAAGGAGCACGUCGACCGCCAGAUGUUCGAGGUCGUCAUUCAGGCUGCCGUAGGCAAGCAGGUCGUCGCCCGCGAGACCAUCAAGCCCUUCAGAAAGGAUGUCACUGCCAAAUUGCAUGCCGCCGACGUUUCCAGACGGAGGAAGUUGCUGGAAAAGCAGAAGGAAGGUCGCAAGAAGCUGAAGGCAGUGGGCAACGUCGUUAUUGAGCACUCUGCUUUUCAGGCAUUUUUGGCAAAAUAG
Molecule: messenger RNA, 2007 nt
Organism: Exophiala dermatitidis NIH/UT8656
Lineage: Eukaryota; Fungi; Ascomycota; Eurotiomycetes; Chaetothyriales; Herpotrichiellaceae
Product: translation factor GUF1, mitochondrial
Exons: 1
Coding region: 1-2007 (668 amino acids)
Biological process (GO): positive regulation of translation
Cellular component (GO): mitochondrion
Molecular function (GO): GTPase activity; mitochondrial ribosome binding; GTP binding
Source: RefSeq, a predicted model, not a curated record